AUGAUCAAUCAAAAUGAUGGUCAAUCCAACAAGAGGAGGCGCACUGAGGGGAAGGAAGAUGCAGACGAUGAAGUCGAAGUCUUCGCAGGGCAAAGGAGGUUCUCGGCGAAUCGGUUACCCUUUCACGAUUCUCUGGCCCAGUUUGGGUCUCCUUCUGUGCCCAUGCAUGGUGGUGACCAAUCUGUGAACCAAAAUCAAAUAUUGCAAGGAUCCCUAGCUUUCCCUUCAAACAUCGCCACGGAGGCUUUGCUUUCUGCUGGAAACUAUCCGCUAGUAAAUCCAAACUCCGCCGCGUUACGAGGCAUCUCCAUGCCUGCACGCAGAAGCACGGAGCCCUACGUUCCAGCCUUCCUUGGAGGUACAGGCACCCCAGCUUCGAUGCCAAAUCUGGGUUUUCUGGAUCCCUCUUUGCCUGCUCAAGCAGCUCAAGCAGGCAUGUUUGGACAGCAGGGAUUCCUGUCAACUUCGGGCCAGGGUUCGGCUCCAGCACAAGUCCAAGCUCAAGCACAUGCUCAAGCUCAGGCUCAAGCUCAGGCUCAAGCUCAAGCUCAAGCUCAGGUCCAAGCUCAAGCUCAAGCCCAAGCUCAAGCUCAGGCCCAAGUCCAGAUGCAAGCUCAGAUGCAACUUCAAGCCCAUGCACAGGUACAAGCCAGGGCUGCUGCAUUGAAUUCCACCGCCGCUCAGCAAGGACUCCGGAUGCAGUCUCAAACAGCUUUCCGUGGAGCAAACACUCAGGCCUCACAAAUCCCAAACCUCCAAAUCUCGAUGGCAACUUCUCCCACAUUUGCGAUGCCAAUGGAAUCUCCGUUGUUUCAAGGACACGGCACGAGCAACAUGCCAAACGAGUCUUCGACAAAGCACAGCACCUCGGCGGUUUCAGCGGCAUCCGUGGCAGGCGCGGCCACGGCUCCGUCAGCUGUAACUGGCGAUGGCGACAUGACAGGUCGGGCUCCAGUGAUCUUGUACAUGCCAUGUGACGAUGCGGUGAUCUCCCGCUACCAGUGUUUGGCACGCAAGCAAAUGGAAGUAUUUGAAGCUCAAGAGAUUGAUGUGGAAGCGGGAGCUCAGGGCCGGAAUAAAGGCAUCGUUUUGGGUCAAGUGGGAAUCCGGCGACGCACAAAAUCAUCCACGUUCUACCCAUCGAAACUGAAGAGUAUUUACCAAACGGCACAGAACAUGGCCAACACACACUUGACACAAACCUGCCAAUACAUCCCCAAGCCGAUCCGCGAUGAAUUGCAAAAGUUGUCCCAAGACAAAAAGACAUCCGCUGGAGGUGGGAAGGAGUACUGGAGUGAUGGUGCCAGGAUCCUCGGGGUGUAUGAGACUGAAUCAUAUCUGCGCUUCAAGAAGACCAACGACUAUCCGGGAUCACGAAGACCAUCAGAUGGGAGCAAAGCUGGUCAGUUGUAA
This is a messenger RNA of Seminavis robusta, 1413 nucleotides long. The record is from the annotation of a GenBank genome assembly. NCBI's taxonomy places the organism in Eukaryota, Bacillariophyta, Bacillariophyceae, Naviculales, Naviculaceae.